This is a messenger RNA of Aspergillus alliaceus, 1086 nucleotides long. RefSeq lists its product as uncharacterized. The transcript is spliced from 9 exons. The coding region runs from base 1 to 1086 and encodes 361 amino acids. Gene Ontology annotation, cellular component: membrane. Gene Ontology annotation, molecular function: amino acid transmembrane transporter activity. The record is from RefSeq and is a predicted model, not a curated record. Gene Ontology annotation, biological process: amino acid transmembrane transport. Lineage: Eukaryota; Fungi; Ascomycota; Eurotiomycetes; Eurotiales; Aspergillaceae.
AUGUCGGCAGUUGACGGCAACUGGAAACCUACGGCAUUGUUAUCAAUUCCUACCCCUGGUACCGAUAGCCUCUCAUCAAACUCCUUCCGUCGUGAACUGAACCACUCUCUUGCACAGAAGCACCUGCCCAUGAUGGCCAUUGGGGGAGUUAUAGGGCCGGGGUAUUUUGUGGGCAUGGGUACCGGGUUGUCGACUGCAGGGCUUGCAGGAACUCUAAUUGUUUUGGUGUAUCUCUCGGUGAACUCGGGUCAUUUUAUUGCUAUUUCUUGGUCUUUCACUUAUUACACUGCGCGGUUUGUUGAUCCGGCCUGGGGAUUCGCUCUCGGAUGGAACUACUCUCUGUUGUGGGCUGGUAUUAUUAUAGCGGAAAGCCGGAAUAUUACCUCUUUCAGCCCGGCCACUUCACAAACUAUUUCGGCUAACGUGGCCGGUGGCCAAAAGAUCGGCUUCAGAUACUACCACGACCCAGGCGCAUUCGCCGACGGCAUCAAAGGAGUCUUCAAGAUAUUCGUCUUUGCCGGCCUCCAGUAUAGAAGCACAGGAAUGAUGGGACUCACAGCAGGCGAAUCGCAGAACCCAAGCCGAAACGCGCCUAAAGCCGCGGCAUCUUUUUUCCUUACUAUCGCCGUACCUUACAGUGAUUCUAUUCUGCUGAAUGGAAGCAAUAAGACUGCUCAGUCGCCGUCUGUCAUUACCUUUACACGAGCAGGGUUCCUGUAUACGACGAAUAACGGCGUCCGAAUUGUUGCGCUGGUUUUCUUUAACCUCAUUGGGUUCCUGUCGCUGCUUAGCUUGUCGUCUGGGGGUGGGAAGGUGUAUACCUGGAUUACCUCCCGGACGGGUGUUUCUACCCUUAUUACAUGGAGUUUAAUUUGCCUCUGCCACAUCCGCGUCCGUCGGGCAAUGCAACUACAGAAUGGAAGGACGACAUUUGCCCCCUGGGAUAUUGAGAGCUUCUUCACGAACUAUGUUAUUAUCAUUGUGUUUGUCAUGUUGGCGGUCUUUUGGAAGCUUUGGAAUUGGACGAAGUGGGUUCAACUUGUGGAAGCAGAUCUCGUCAGUGGGAGGAGGGUUUGGCUUAUGUAG